Alligator sinensis (Chinese alligator) is the source of this 1392-nucleotide messenger RNA. RefSeq names its product tyrosine 3-monooxygenase-like. The transcript has 12 exons. Bases 1 to 1392 code for a protein of 463 amino acids. Gene Ontology annotation, molecular function: tyrosine 3-monooxygenase activity; iron ion binding. NCBI's taxonomy places the organism in Eukaryota, Metazoa, Chordata, Crocodylia, Alligatoridae. Gene Ontology annotation, cellular component: cytoplasm; axon; perikaryon. Gene Ontology annotation, biological process: dopamine biosynthetic process from tyrosine. The record is from RefSeq and is a predicted model, not a curated record.
AUGAAGACCGAUACGUCAGGAGUUCCAGGCAGGGGGCUAAGCUUCUCUGAAGAUGCAGGCCCAACGAAAGAAACUGCACUUACGAAGUCCCUGGGCAAGUGGGACAGCCUGGUCUGGGAGGAAGAAGAGGGAAGAGCUACUCUGAUCUUGACCUUCACCCUCUGGAAUGUGAAAAAGGCUGGGUUCUCCAAGGCAGCUAAAAUCUUUGAGGCUUUUGAAACCAAAAUUCAUCACCUUGAAAGCAGACAGGCCAAAACAUCCACAAACACAGUUGAUGAUCUUGAAUUUUUUGUCAAAUGUGAAGUUCAUAAUUCUGAUGCCAGUGCUCUUAUAAACUCCUUAAAGAGAGUGGCGGAGGAUGUGAAAGCUCACAGAGAAGACAAAGUCCCAUGGUUUCCAAAGAAGAUACGAGACCUGGACAAGUGCCACCAUUUGAUCACCAAGUAUGAACCUGAUUUGGAUCAUGGCCAUCCUGGAUACACGGAUCCAGAAUACAGGAAACGGAGGGCCUUCUUUACAGACCUUGCCUUCAGCUACAGAGAGGGAGACCCUUUGCCUCGAGUUGAAUACUCUGCACAAGAAACUGCUACUUGGAGAGAAGUCUACAGAAAGCUGAGCAGCCUCUACCCUACCCAUGCCUGUAAACAAUACCUGGAUGCCUUUCAGCAGCUGGAGAAAUACUGUGGCUACCAAGAAGACAGCAUACCUCAACUGCAGGAUGUCUCCAGAUUUUUAAAAGAAAGAACAGGUUUUCAGCUGAGACCAGCUGCAGGACUACUGUCUUCUCGUGACUUCCUUGCCAGCCUGGCAUUUCGUGUCUUCCAGAGCACACAGUAUAUAAGGCAUUCCUCCUCCCCUAUGCAUUCCCCAGAGCCUGACUGCUGCCAUGAGUUGCUGGGUCACGUUCCCAUGUUAGCUGAUAAAGAAUUUGCCCAGUUCUCUCAGGAUAUUGGACUGGCUUCUCUUGGGUCAUUGGAUGCUGAUAUUGAAAAACUGUCAACACUCUAUUGGUUUACUAUUGAGUUUGGGCUCUGCAAACAAAAUGGAUCCAUCAAAGCUUAUGGGGCAGGACUCCUUUCAUCUUAUGGGGAGCUUAAAUUUGCUUUAUCAAACAAGCCUGAGUACAAGCCAUUUGAUCCAGAAGUGACUGCAGUUCACCCAUAUCAGGAUCAGACCUUCCAGCCUGUCUACUUCAUAGCAGAAAAUUUUGAAGAUGCCAAAGCAAAACUCCAAAGCUAUGCUUUGAAAAUCCAGAAGCCUUUUACUCUUCACUAUGAUCCAUUCACCUGCAGCAUAGAGGUUCUGAAUACACCCCAGAAAGUCAAGACCACACUCAAACAAAUGAAAGAGGACCUGAAAAAUCUCUGCUUUGCUCUUGAAAAUAUUUCUUAA